AUUACAUAUGUCAUUUUUUGAUUAGAAUUUUAUCUGUAAAUUCUAUUCGUGAAUGAAUGCAUAUAAUUAACUCAGAUGGUUAUACAGUACUACCAACAUAUGUGUAAACGUAAUACUAAUUAUUAGUUCUUUAAAAAUAUAUUCUAUAAUAUGUAUAUUAUUAAGUAUGAUAAAUAAAUGAUUUUGAUUAAUUUGAAGCGACUAAAUAGAGUGUACUGAAAUUAUUAGACAAAUUGAAUUAAAUAUGUCCGAAAAGAAACCCAAAAUAAUUGUUUUUGACUUAGAUUAUACGUUAUGGCCUUUCUGGGUUGAUACACAUGUAACACUUCCAUUCGUAAAACGGAAAAAAAAUGAAAUAGUGGAUGCACAUGGUCAGAUAAUACGUUAUUAUAAAGAUGUACCUGAUAUAUUAAAUAAAUUGUUGGAGGAAGGAUAUGAGCUUGGUAUAGCAUCGCGUACUUCAGAAAUUAAAGGUGCUAAACAAUUGUUGAACUUAUUCGAUUGGGAGAAAUAUUUUAAAUACAAGGAAAUAUAUCCUGGUGUGAAAACAGCACACUUUUCACAGAUAAAGAAAUUAUCUAACGUCGAGUACAAAGAUAUGAUAUUUUUUGACGAUGAACAACGAAACAUAAAUGAUUUAAAUAAAAUAGGAGUGCUGUCUAUAUUGGUUGAAAAUGGCGUGACGCAUGAAGUUAUAAGUAAUGGUUUGAAAAGAUUUGCUAAAUCUUAAUAAUUGCAUAUUUUGAAGAAAUUGAUCUAUUUGAUCUUUCGUUAAUGAGUUAUUCAAAAGAUCAAUAAACUUAUCUGAAUUAAAAUGUUUAAAUGGACAACCUCCUUCGUAUACGGCUCCUGGGGCUUGAGCCUAAAAUUGAUAUAAAUAGAGCUAUAUAUAUUGCUAAAUAUUAUUUUUAAAAUGAUUAUUCUGAAGAUAUAGUUUAUAAUAAAAGAUCAAUUAAAUACAUACACAUAUAACU
This is a messenger RNA of Polistes canadensis, 974 nucleotides long. Its product is annotated as magnesium-dependent phosphatase 1-like. The record is from RefSeq and is a predicted model, not a curated record. Gene Ontology annotation, molecular function: acid phosphatase activity. Bases 245 to 730 code for a protein of 161 amino acids. The transcript has 5 exons. NCBI's taxonomy places the organism in Eukaryota, Metazoa, Arthropoda, Insecta, Hymenoptera, Vespidae.